Messenger RNA from Loxodonta africana (African savanna elephant), 4693 nucleotides. RefSeq names its product CTD small phosphatase like (gene CTDSPL). Gene Ontology annotation, molecular function: RNA polymerase II CTD heptapeptide repeat phosphatase activity. The record is from RefSeq and is a predicted model, not a curated record. Lineage: Eukaryota; Metazoa; Chordata; Mammalia; Proboscidea; Elephantidae.
AUGCUGACGAGGCGGCGGCUGCUCCAGCCCAGCGGCGGCGGCCGGCGGCGGCGGGAGCGCGGGCCCGGGCCGCCUCUCCCAAAGCGCGGGGCCGGGCGGCGGGCGCGCCCAGGCGGCGGCGGCGGCGGCGAGCGCCCCCCGGGCCCGCGGCCGCGCGCCCCCCGCGCCGCGCCCCCGCGCGUCUGGCUUGCGGGGGGCCGGGCCCGCGGGCGGCCGCCGCGUCACGCACCCAUGGACUGCCCGGCCAUCAUCACGCAGGUGACCAACCCCAAGGAGGACGAGGCCCGGGCGUCGGGCGCCUCCGAGAAAGCAUCCCAGUGCAACGUCAGCUUAAAGAAGCAGAGAAGUCGCAGCAUCCUCAGCUCCUUCUUCUGCUGCUUCCGUGAUUAUAAUGUGGAGGCCCCACCAGCCAGCAGCCCCAGUGUGCUUCCGCCACUGGUGGAGGAGAACGGGGGGCUUCAGAAGCCACCAGCUAAAUACCUCCUUCCGGAGGUGACGGUGCUUGACUAUGGAAAGAAAUGUGUGGUCAUUGAUUUAGAUGAAACGUUGGUACACAGUUCAUUCAAGCCUAUUAGUAAUGCUGAUUUUAUUGUCCCGGUUGAAAUUGAUGGAACCAUACAUCAGGUGUACGUGCUGAAGCGGCCACACGUGGACGAGUUCCUUCAGAGGAUGGGGCAGCUUUUCGAGUGUGUGCUCUUCACCGCCAGCUUGGCCAAGUAUGCAGACCCUGUGGCUGACCUGCUGGACCGCUGGGGUGUGUUCCGGGCCCGGCUCUUCAGAGAAUCCUGCGUGUUCCAUCGCGGGAACUACGUGAAGGACCUCAGUCGCCUUGGACGGGAGCUGAGCAAAGUGAUAAUCGUGGACAACUCGCCUGCCUCCUACAUCUUCCAUCCUGAGAAUGCAGUGCCUGUGCAGUCCUGGUUCGAUGACAUGACGGACACGGAGCUGCUGGACCUCAUCCCCUUCUUCGAGGGCCUGAGCCGUGAGGACGACGUGUAUAGUAUGCUGCACAGACUCUGCAAUAGGUAGCCCCGGCCUCUGCGCCCCGCCCGCACGCUCUGGGGACCCGCCAGGCCCAGCUCCUCCUCGGGAGCGGAAGCAAGGCCACCCUGCUCCAGGCCGCGGGGUGAACGUGGCCAUCGCUACCUGUUGGUUUUUGGUUUUGUUUUUGUUUUUUUUAAAGAACAGAAACAACUAUUUUAAAAAGAACUCUUUUAAUGAAUUUCGUAAAGGGACGUGCAUUUUACUGGGUUUGCUUUUCUGAAAACAUACCAGAAAGAAAAAACUGGUUAAAAAAAAAGCUUGAUACCUAUCAGACUUUCUGUCAAGUAUCGUCCCCUUCUGCCCCAGCUCGGAGCAGUCGACCUGACUCCGAAUCUCUUGCCAGGAUGAAGUGCCUUUCUGAAUGUUAUUUUAAGCUGAGAGUUAAUUUUUCUACGCAGCAUAUUUCCAGACAUCUUUUAGUCUUUUAUUGUCUUAGAUGCGCUAAAAAGAUAAACAUCACAAUUUUCUAGAACCUGAUAUCGGGGUGGGGGGGUUGGUGAGGGAGGGGAGGGAGCCGUAGAGCCUAUUUCCCAACAGGUGUGGCUUUGCUCUGGCGACCUGUGGCACGCGGCGGGGUUGGCUCCUGAUCGGGAGGCUUUUUGUGACUGUCUCAUUGUCUCCACUGAUUUCUAACCUGGUGUGGGACGUAUCUGCAGCCGUCCGGCUCCACCCUCUAGGAAAUGACAGAUAUUUUAUAUUAUUAGUUCUGACGGUGAUAGAUUUGUCUCAAGGUCACCUUUUCCCCUUGGAAAGUGACGUCAUGUCACUUUUGGUUUCACACUACUGCCAUCCUUGUGUGUUUUUUGUUUCAUUGUUGCAGUCGUUACUGUUUUGGGUAGAGAAGUCACAAGAUAUCCUAAAACCCUUAGAUAUAUAUAUACCUAAAAAAAAAAAAAAAAAAAAAUCCGUUCAUUGAUUUUUAAACCUUUCCUUUCCAAAAGCCGGAUACACAUGGAGCUGUCUGGGGAUUUUCUUUGCUGCUACCGAGCUGCCACCAAAUGGAAUUGACCAGCGGCUGUUACACUGUUAUUUGCCACUGUGCCUAUGCUCAGAAUACGCUCACGGCUAAGCUGCAAACGUGGACAGGCUCAGAACAGAGGUGGCCUGUCCCAUUGCAGACACACCAACCAUGUCCCUUCUUCCUGGCCCCAGCCAGUGGGAAUUCAGACAGGCAUAAAGACAAAGGGCCGAGAGUACACACAGGGGUGGCUGUCAUUUCACACAGCAGUCAACACCCACUGACUGUUCUUUCCUGAGAAACUGUGGCCUCAACCAGCCACCAAGCCCAUGUGGCCCGAGUCCGUCUCUUGGUCUUCUCCACUGAAGCACAGCCUAUUUCUGAGCCAAGGGUUGAGGAAGCCUGUCCAGGUGUAGGACUCACCGCCCGAGCCGUGAGAAGGAGGGAUUCCCUCCCCUAUGCUGGGGCCCCCUGCAGCCUUUCGCAGUGACGUGUUUGAGCAGUGCCAUGAUCCUUGUUGGACAACAAGACAGUCUAUAAAGUAUUUUUUUUAAUAAUUAAAAAGAACCCUUUGGUGUUGGCACCAUCGCCUUAGUUCUCUGUGGGCUGGUCCUCGGCCGGCGACUGGUGGGUGAAACUGUCACCAACAAGACUGGAAAUUUGGGGUCAAAGUAAAGUUUCUUUUUUGCUUUCAUUCACAAAGUAACAAAGCCAGCUGCCAACCAGGUCCUCUUAACAGCACUUUGGUCUGUGGACUGCUCUCCAUUCAGAACAGAAGUAAGUAUUCAGGGGUAACCAAGUCCCCCAACAUUCUAAGUGUUCCGAACCCAGUAAUCCACACGCCAGUUAAAACGGAAACAGUCCCUUGCUGGGCACUUCCAAGAUGACAGUUAGGUGGCAGAUUGCAUACGCCAUAAAACUUUAUUUGGAACACUCUUGUUCAGUGAACCCGCUGCCUUAAAUGUCUUGAAUGUUGCAGUCAAGUGUCAGUCAUGUGUUGAAAUCCACACACAAACAGACCGUGGUGGAGAGCCUUAGACCCUCUCCCGGGCCCCCUUCUUCAUAGGCAUCACAGGGUCUUAUUUGGAGGAGGGGGCAGAGAGGACUGAAGUUCUAGAAUAUUUCAGGGGAACAGAACCUAGGAAUCGUGCUCCACUGACAGGUGGAGUGAAGACACUUGGCGGGCUCGAGCCAGACCCUUCAUCCAAUUGUUCCUGAACCCGUGAGCACCAUUGCACUAGGCCAGCACAGAGCUAUGGGGACGGAGCCCAGCUCCUGCCACCACAGACAGAAUGUCUUGGGGGGGGCCAGCAAACCCUCCGAGGGCUCUAGAAUCUGUGCACCUUAUCUGACCAUACCCCAAAAUUCCAUUGUUAUUUUAACCCCUGGUUUUGCUUUAUGUACAUAAUCAAAAUAUCUAUCUAUAUAUAUAGAUAUAUAUUUUUAAUCAUCUACAUAUAAAUGAAGCAAUAGAAUCCUAACCUAAGGUCAAGAAAUGAGAUGAAUGUUUGGGUUUUUUUUUUUUUUUUUUUAAGGUAAAUACGGGUAUUGUUUUUAAUUAUUACCUUUUAUUAAAUUGUGGGCUUUAAAACUUAAUGAAACCUGUUAGCGCUUUCUCUGUGCCAUGUAUUCCCCAUGUUACCAAAACAACCCCCAGCUCUUUUAGCCAAAAGGAAAGUCUAACCUACUGAGUUUCCACCGGCCUUUCUGUACAGGGUUAAAACAUAGUCUCCUGGAUGAGUAUGUUUUACGUUAAGACCUGGGACAGGAGACUUGGGCUCAUGGAGCCCAGCCCGCUACCAUGUGCUGGAAAUUCUGGCCGGGCCUCGAGUGGAGGUGCCCAGGCCCUGGGGAGGCCAUUAGCACUGUCUUCCAUUGCCCUGGAAUCCUACCUGUCCGUCUGCGGUUUCACCCAUUUUGCUGUUUGUAAACGAUGCAUUUGUACGCUAAAAGGGACUAUCGCCUACUGCCGGUGGGCGGGAAGCUCCUUGAUGUGGUACAGUCUUGAUGAGCUUGUUUUGAGGACACCUGGAUGCCCUGAUGACGCUCUUCAUUUUUGCAGCACUCGGACUUGUGUAAAAAGAAGAAGUCUGUAAGUCUGUCUAACCUAGCGACGUUUUCCAGGCCUGUCCUGAAGAGAUGGCUUUCUAAUAAAAUCCAGAACCGCACAGCCCUCUGGGCAAACACUCGUGACGUUUGUGCCUCUGCUCUUAAAGGUGCUGUGAUGGACAGUGGCAAUGCCAGGGCUCCAGAAGAGCGGAGUGGCCUGAAGUGAGGUGCUGUGAUGGACAGUUGGCAAUGCCAGGGCUCCAGAAGAGUGGAGUGGCCUGAAGUGAGGUGCUGUGAUGGACAGUUGGCAAUGCCAGGGCUCCAGAAGAGUGGAGUGGCCUGAAGUGCUUGCAGUUACCUGUGUAGAACGGGCUGGCUGCCUCUGCUCCCCUUUUACUGUAAUUUGAUCGCGUCUGUCCUGUUCCAUUCUCCCGGGAGCUUCUCUGCAGACAGACACCCCCAGGCAGUGGGGAUGCUGGUGUCUGGGUAGUCAUGGGUUUCUGCUGGACAUCCAAAUGUGGUAAACAACACGGUGUGACUUGGGAAAUCCCACAUGUGGAAUGUGCACGUUUCCAGGGCCGAGUACUGUCACUCGAGGUUUGCAAUGAUUUCUUCCUGCCAAAAAUAAACAUGUGAAGCUGC